AUGUCGUACAUGCGCACGAAGGAGGUGUAUCGACUGAUAAAUUCACUGGUCGAGCACCCCGACCGAUGCAGUGCGAUCAAAACAGUCUGGAUCGGUAUUGGAGACCGGUCGAUUGGCCCCUUUCGGUCAUUUGCUGUGCGCAUGGUGCAGAAGCUGCCCCGAGUCGAGUUUCUCAGACUCUGGGAUUGUCGAUGGGAGAGUGGGCAACUGCAUGCCCAGGUUUUCCUCCAUAUCACUCUCACAUUUGGGUCGAUAACCAAGCUCCAACUCUUGGGUGUGACCUUCCCGUCUGCGAUUGUGUUUGGACGGCUUGUACGUGUGCUCCCUCGCCUCUCCUCCCUCAAGUGCUGGAAAGUGCACUUCAAGACGAGCGAGCUGCCCAGCGAUGACGUGUUUGACUUCCUUGCGUCGAUCGACGUUCACCUUCGCCAUCUCACGUGCUAUGAAAACGACCUGCAGAAGCUGUCGGACCUGCUCCCUGUAACUGCCAAAUCGCUCUUGUCCCUCAAGAUAUGGCUACUUUGCAGAGCCCCUUCAAUGGAUCUGACGCCCGCUGUCAACUUGCGUGUUUUGGCCCUCGAUAGCCAUCUCGAAGACAUCACUGAGGCAACCAGUUUACUGUCUCGCGCAUCUUUGCCCAACCUAGUCGGGGUCACCAUGAAUUUGGAGCCACUCGAUGGGGCGACACUUGUCUCUGUCCAGGAUAGAUUGAACAGCAUCGACUCUUUUGCAAAGAUGGACCGCAUCCUCUCCGACCGUCAGUUUCCUGCUCUCCGCAAUGUCGCUUUUCUCCUUCGUUACGGUAUCCGGUUUUCUCACCCGCCGGAAGUCAUAUCCGAAGGCUACUGGCGCACCCUGCUUUCGUCAAAGCUUCCAGCCCUCCAUGCUAGUGGUCGCCUUCUGUAA
This is a messenger RNA of Fibroporia radiculosa, 906 nucleotides long. RefSeq lists its product as uncharacterized. The transcript is spliced from 3 exons. NCBI's taxonomy places the organism in Eukaryota, Fungi, Basidiomycota, Agaricomycetes, Polyporales, Fibroporiaceae. The coding region runs from base 1 to 906 and encodes 301 amino acids. The record is from RefSeq and is a predicted model, not a curated record.